Messenger RNA from [Torrubiella] hemipterigena, 1763 nucleotides. The record is from the annotation of a GenBank genome assembly. Lineage: Eukaryota; Fungi; Ascomycota; Sordariomycetes; Hypocreales; Clavicipitaceae.
GAGUGUGUUUACUGAUGGUUGCAAGUUUCUAUGACGAUCGCGGCGGGCACUCUGUACUUAAAUGUUGGAGUCCUCCCCAAGGUGGCAACGCAACGGCUUUGGCGUCGCCACUUAAACUUGUUAGUGUCCUCGCGUGCUGUAAUAGGCAGUCGUUUCAGCCGCUACAGGAAGAGUCGCAGUCGCUUAUUAGCGGCCACUGCUGCCUGGGAUGCGCUACGCCAAAAUUGGCAAUUGGAAGUGAUGCCGAUCAAGUUUAUUUUGCUCGACUUGCGUCACCACCCCUCUUUGGCUUCCAUCACAAGCUAAGAUAAACGUGCCCCGCGAUCUUGGACGAUGACGUGUGUAAGCGACAGCUCCCAUGUGCCGAGAUUUGACUCAUGGCCCCCAAUAAAGCCGCCGAGGCAAAGGCUCCGGCGCAGGCAUUCAUGAAAGAAUAUUGCGCAUGUUGGUAACAACAGCAGUAUUUCUCUUUUUGCAGCUCAUACAGCAGAUAUUAUGACACCAACAAAUAAUUCACCACUUGCAGCCGUCAAAGCCCUGACAUUCGAUGUCUUUGGCACGACCGUUGACUGGCGUGCCUCGGUUGUAAACGAGCUCCAGCGGAACAUCCAAGACAAACUUUCCGGUUCUAUAUCUGCCGAGCUACGCGAGCGCCUGAAACAGCUCAACGAGCAAGAUACUGGUGCGAGCGAACCAUGGACUACACACUUCGCCAAUACUUGGCGUGAUUCCUAUGUAGACUUUGGCCACCAACAGGCUCGCGCGGGCCAACUGGACAGCGCCAAUUUCAAGACGACGGACCAACAUUUCUAUGAUAGCCUCGUCGAGCUUCUAGGAGAGUGGGAUCUUGCUGGGCUGUUCUCUGCGUAUGAGCUCAAGUCUAUCAGCCUCGUGUGGCAUCGACUAGUGCCUUGGCCCGAUACAGUUGCUGGUCUGGCCAAGCUCGCUGCACCACCAUUGGGGCUUGUCACAGUGACUCUGACCAAUGGUAACACGGACUUGAUUCGCAAUUUAAACGAAUUUGGUCAAUUGGGCUUUCAGCAUCUCUUUUGCGCAGAGAUGCUGCAUGCCUAUAAACCUGCGCCAGAUACGUAUCUGGGUGCGGCGCAAAAGCUAGGCUUACAACCUGGAGAAGUGGCCAUGGUGGCAGCGCACAUGAGUGACUUGGCCGCUGCGAGGAAUGUAGGCUUGCGCACGGUGUAUGUAGAGAGAGAGGACGAGGAGUGGUGGGAUGCUGAUGACGAGAGGUUAGCGCAGGCAAGAGAAUGGGUGGAUGUCUGGAUUAGCAAGGACGAAGACGGGUUUCUGGAACUUGCUAAGCAACUCACGAAGCUUCAAGGCCAGUAAAGGGUUUUCAGCUCCAUCUUGGCAAACUGCUACUUUAGAUUAUGUAGCAAGGUUUCCAAAGCUGGAAUAACACCGCCCGACGGUUCCUGGCGGAAAUUGAGCGUAACCACGGCCCAUUAAUAUUAGUGCUAGCCUUCAUUUAUACAGAAUGAUUCAUUCUCCAUGUAGAUCACUCACACCAACUCACUCUCAAUCCAAACUGCUCGCCACGACUCAUUUCACUCCAGAGUCUUACAGAAUCUAGGAGUAGUAACUAACAAGACAAAAAGGUAUAAAAGUAGCAGAUCCAAUUCCUAGACGUAAACAUGCUCUUCUCAAGUUAAACAAGUCUGUUGUACUUCACUACAACCCUACCAUGCAUCCCAACAGCCUCACACACUGCUCCUCGGCCUUGUCGGCUUUGCGAUGGCCAUCGG